CAAUGCACGAUUAGAACAUAUUAUUUUUGCAGAAAGUUAAUCGACCUUUUUAUACAAGUUACCAAUCAAUUAUUAUUGUUAAAAUGUCGAUUUAUGUGAAUACGGGAAGGCUAUUAGCAAGGCAAGUAAUCACACGCCGCCGGUGUACAAAUGCUCUAAUACACCAAUGCAGAACUAAAACUUCUACUCCAAUGAACACCAUAAUCAUGUUCGUGCCCCAACAAGAGGCGUGGAUUGUGGAACGCAUGGGAAGGUUUCAUCGAAUUUUAGAGCCUGGUCUUAAUGUUUUGCUGCCCAUCAUGGAUAAAAUAAAAUAUGUCCAAAGUCUAAAAGAAAUAGCCAUUGAUGUUCCCAAACAGAGCGCAAUCACAUCGGACAACGUUACUCUUAGCAUAGACGGUGUAUUGUAUUUACGGAUAAUAGACCCAUACCGAGCUUCUUAUGGCGUCGAAGAUCCAGAGUUUGCUAUAACACAACUGGCCCAAACAACUAUGCGUUCAGAGCUGGGUAAAAUGUCGUUGGAUAAAGUAUUUCGGGAAAGAGAAUCGCUCAAUGUGAGCAUUGUAGAUUCAAUUAAUAAAGCUAGUGAAGCUUGGGGCAUAGCGUGUCUCCGUUAUGAAAUCAGAGAUAUAAGACUUCCCUCAAGAGUGCACGAAGCUAUGCAAAUGCAAGUCGAAGCCGAGAGAAGGAAACGUGCUGCCAUCUUAGAAUCUGAGGGAAGACGAGAAGCCGACAUAAAUAUUGCUGAAGGCAAACGCCAAUCAAGGAUACUGGCUUCAGAAGCCGAUCGUCAGGAACAAAUUAACAAAGCAAGUGGUGAAGCAGCUGCUAUGCUGGCCGUAGCUGAUGCAAGAGCUCGUGGUCUUCAAACCCUGUCAAAAGCAUUACAAGACUUGAAUGGGAAAAAUGCGGCUUCUUUAACUUUAGCUGAGCAAUACAUUUCCGCAUUUAAGCAUUUAGCAAAAACCAAUAACACUUUAAUUCUUCCAGCAAAUACCGGUGAUAUAUCGUCAUUGGUGGCACAAGCUUUAAGCGUAUAUCAGACAGUUUCCUCGCAAAACAUAGAAUCACAGGCAAUGAAUGCCAACGAUUUUAGUUUGAAGUCCAGUACUCUGAAUCAAAGUGAUGGUAUCUCUGAUUCCAAAGAGCGGAAGAAACUACAAACAGCAAAUGUAUCGAAAAUAGACAUUGAAUAAUAGAAAACUGUAUUAAAAUGUUAUAAACAAAA
Molecule: messenger RNA, 1228 nt
Organism: Stomoxys calcitrans (stable fly)
Lineage: Eukaryota; Metazoa; Arthropoda; Insecta; Diptera; Muscidae
Gene: Stoml2
Product: stomatin-like protein 2, mitochondrial
Exons: 7
Coding region: 84-1196 (370 amino acids)
Cellular component (GO): membrane
Source: RefSeq, a predicted model, not a curated record